This is a messenger RNA of Panthera uncia (snow leopard), 2039 nucleotides long. RefSeq names its product casein kinase II subunit alpha'. The transcript is spliced from 10 exons. Gene Ontology annotation, cellular component: nucleus; cytosol; protein kinase CK2 complex. Bases 52 to 1068 code for a protein of 338 amino acids. NCBI's taxonomy places the organism in Eukaryota, Metazoa, Chordata, Mammalia, Carnivora, Felidae. The record is from RefSeq and is a predicted model, not a curated record. Gene Ontology annotation, molecular function: protein serine/threonine kinase activity; ATP binding. Gene Ontology annotation, biological process: regulation of chromosome separation; protein phosphorylation.
CGCGCCGCCGCCGCCCUCUGCGCCCCGCGGCGCCCCCCGGUCCCGCCCGCCAUGCCCGGCCCGGCCGCGGGCAGCAGGGCCCGGGUCUACGCCGAGGUGAACAGCCUGAGGAGCCGCGAGUACUGGGACUAUGAGGCUCACGUCCCGAGCUGGGGUAAUCAAGAUGAUUACCAACUGGUUCGAAAACUUGGUCGGGGAAAGUAUAGUGAAGUAUUUGAGGCCAUUAACAUCACCAACAAUGAGAGAGUGGUUGUAAAAAUUCUCAAGCCAGUGAAGAAAAAGAAGAUAAAACGAGAGGUUAAGAUUCUGGAGAACCUUCGUGGUGGAACAAAUAUCAUUAAGCUGAUUGACACUGUGAAGGACCCUGUGUCAAAGACGCCGGCUUUGGUAUUUGAAUAUAUCAAUAAUACAGAUUUUAAGCAACUAUACCAGAUCCUGACAGACUUUGAUAUCCGGUUUUAUAUGUAUGAGCUGCUUAAGGCUCUGGAUUACUGCCACAGCAAGGGAAUCAUGCACAGGGAUGUGAAACCUCACAAUGUCAUGAUAGAUCAUCAACAGAAAAAGCUGCGACUGAUAGACUGGGGCCUGGCAGAGUUCUACCACCCUGCUCAGGAGUACAAUGUCCGUGUAGCCUCGAGGUACUUCAAGGGCCCGGAGCUCCUCGUGGACUAUCAGAUGUAUGAUUACAGCUUGGACAUGUGGAGUUUGGGCUGUAUGUUAGCAAGCAUGAUCUUUCGAAAGGAGCCCUUCUUCCAUGGACAGGACAACUACGACCAGCUUGUUCGCAUUGCCAAGGUUCUGGGUACAGAUGAGCUGUAUGGCUAUCUGAAGAAGUAUCACAUAGACCUAGAUCCGCACUUCAACGAUAUCCUGGGACAACAUUCACGGAAACGCUGGGAAAACUUUAUCCAUAGUGAGAACAGACAUCUCGUCAGCCCCGAGGCCCUAGAUCUUCUGGACAAACUUCUGCGAUACGACCAUCAGCAGAGACUGACUGCCAAAGAGGCCAUGGAGCACCCGUACUUCUGUGAGUCUCCAGGGACUGUUUUCAGGGGCAUAACUUACUAAAGGAAAAAUACUUCUCUUCAUCUUUGAGAUCAGUCAAGAGAAUUCUAGGUAUUUGUAUUGAAUCGUCCUUAGAAUUUGGCCUCAUUAGUUCUAGACCGUUGAGACAACUUUGCAGUUGCUCUGCAGAGGGGUUGCUUGUUCACUGCCUUAGCUCCCUCGAGUCCAGGAGGGACCAUUCCCUGUGGCCCUGAGCUUAUAGAUCACAAGUAUCUAAAAUUUGUUUUCAAGUGUAUAUAUUUGUAUGGAAACCUAACCAAAGGUAUUCUUCUCUUCAAAAACCAAGUAGUUAGUUAAAAGUGAUAAGGUGACUGUAGUGUAUUUUCAAAGAAGGAAAUGAGUUAAAUAAACAAAAGGAAUUUGAGGAAAGGAAAGCAGGUAUGGAAGGACUGCACUAAAAUCUCACCUGCAUUAAAGAAUUUUUAGGUCUCGCUUCAAAGUGUGUGUAUGUAUUCAGUGCAUGUGGUUGCUUAUCGUCUGCAUGCAUACAGGCCUCCCCACCCCCCACUGAUAAAGAUGUCUCCAACAAACUUUCUCCUUAAUUGUUGGCAACGUGAGAUGAUUUAGUCCAGGCACAGGGGAGACUGGGGAUGAAGGUUACAGGACCCGUCUCUGUUCACUCUCUGAAUUGAGAAGAAAACCUUCAGCCUGUCUGUUGCUUGGCCAGUAUGCUGUCUUCCCUCCCUCCUCCCCUCCUCCCCCUAAGAUUAAACAAAUCUUACCUGAAGAAAAUAAAUCUUGAACCUCUUGGCCUGUAAGCAUUAGUAGACAGCAAAUUGGAAAGGUUUUACCCUUUGGUCUUCUAGACCUCAGACAAGUGCAACUCAGAUGUCCUCUUUCCAGUUUCUGGCACAGGAAGCCGUUUUUACCCUUUGAGUUAAAUUGAACUAAGAAUUCCAGUGUUUUAUAGUAAGUAAUUUGUGAUUUAUUUGCUUUUCUGAAUACACAUCUCUUGUAAGAAAAAAAAAAUGUUU